AUGUUCAAUCCCGUGUGGCCAUGUAUUCUGCGCCUCUUGCUUGAACCAGGUGGAACGGCCGACUUGCCCCCCUAUGUCGACUACCUUUCCAAGCCCGCCACGUUACCAAGCUCCAUGUCGACCUCGACAGUCUUCGCCGGCCUUCAGCGUCACCUCCAACCGCGUCGCAUUCAAGUCCUGACGAACAAGCGCGAUAUUUGCAAGAGCGUAUUUAGCUCCAAAGCCUUCUUGGCCGGGGUGCCCAAGACAAUGUAUGCUGAUUUGCGUGCUUCUGUCAACAUGCUUAAUUACAUCGCGCAUGUGAGAAAGCUCUUGAACGACCAACGCGCUCAUGUUGCUGGUCUAGCCCACACCAACGAGGCGCUUACCCAAGAUAUCGAUCGACUGAAAGCAUCUUUUGAGGCGCUCAAGAUUGAGAAGCGCCGAAUUGAGCAGAACCUCCAGACUGUGUCUUCAGAGCGUGAUGGGAUCUCUGCUGAAUAUAACAGGAUUCACGAGCAGCUCACAAAUGUGGAAGGUCAACUGGUGUUGAUGACUGAGCAGGCAAGUUACAUUCUUCUACGGCUUCCUGAACCCGCUAACCCAAUUCUUUCCCUUCAGAACGAGACCUCUCAGAACCAACUCGUUUUACUCAAUGAAGAGCUACAUCGACUGCGCCAGGAGAAUGAGUUCUCUUCUCCUGAAGGUGACAGCCCUGCUGACAUUCCCGACUACCCUCCGGAUGUGUCGCAGGCCAAUUGGCCGCAGAUCGCAGCAGACCCGUCUGCUCCAUUUCUUACGCCCUGGGAGAACGUUAUGAAGACGAAAUUACCAGAUGGUCAAGAUCCGAUGCCUCCUCCAGACGACAAUGCAGUCCCCAAACUGUGUGGCGCCGCUGGUUGCCCGCAUUCGUGCGACUGUAUGCCGUUUCUCCUCUUCUCGCCUGGCGCCCAAGCACGAGCUGCCGCAGUCAAUAUGGCGCGUUUUGGGACUUCUUCAUUUCACAGCGGCAUUUCUCUUAGCUUUCAAGAACAUCACCGUCGUUCGCGGUCACAUUCACGGUCACGUUCUCGUCCUCGAAGCCGGUCAUUGUCUCGAGCGUCGUCUCCGUUGCGAUCAUCCCCGACCACUGUCAGCACUUCUCACCCCAGUCCACCCGAAGGCAUGUCAAUGUCGAUCAACAUCCCAACGAGCAAUCCUCAUGCCCAGGUUCUGCGUGGACGAUUACAAGACUUGUUAAGCGACCCAGUAGUCUCAUCGUCACUUCCGAAUAUGCCGACAAUGCAUGCUCCAUCAUCACCCUCGCCACUUUCUCGUGAAUUCAAGCACGCUCCAAGCUCCUCUCAACGAGUUUCAGGUGCUCCGAUCUCCCAUGAAAACCCGUUGCCCAUAUCACCACCCACUGCGGAGCCAGAACGCGCUUCUUCUGGCAAGGCUAAAGAUUCGUCACGUACCCCACCCUAUCCUGCUGCGAGCUCCAGCAAAGUCAAGGAGAUUCACCCUCCAAUGCUCUACGCGAGUGGUCUAAGUCGCGAGCGUCCCACAGUCACCAAAUCUCGCACGCACCCCCCUAUGGUAUAUGGGAGCCCCUCAGCCACAACUUCGAUGCCUGCAGAGUCAGCAAAGCCACCGCUGUAUAGAUCAUCCAGCGGUAGUUCGUCAACAGACUCCAGUCGAACUCUGACAGACAAAGAACGACGUAGAGCUGAGAAAGCGGCUGCUCGAAUUGCUCCUCACCCACCUAUGAUGCUACCUCCUUCGCCCUCUCGACUGACUGCCCCGACUGUCUCUGGUUUGCGACUGCCGUCUCCUGCUUCUGGGUCUUUUUCUUCUGGGAAUGGCGAUGGCCGAGUGCCAGCCCCGCCUGUCGUACAUGCUGCCUCCGCUCAGGCAUAUUUACAAGGCCAAGUUUCAGCCUCACAACAACCUCGCGCGCAGGCCCACGCGAAUCCCCCGUCUGCUGCAAAUCCAACUACCAACAAUAGCAACAACAACAAUGCGUUCACCGUGCUUGACCAACACAUCAAGCAAACAGAACGCGAUGUUAUUGCUGCUUAUGAUCACGCGGGCAAUCCCCGACCACAGCACCAUGCCAAACCUAAUAAACGCAUUCCCCCUCCCAUGAGCACCAUGCAAAUGGCUGCAGCUAGCGCCCUCUACGCCUAG
Mycena indigotica is the source of this 2145-nucleotide messenger RNA. RefSeq names its product RING-type domain-containing protein. The transcript has 5 exons. The coding region runs from base 1 to 2145 and encodes 714 amino acids. Lineage: Eukaryota; Fungi; Basidiomycota; Agaricomycetes; Agaricales; Mycenaceae. The record is from RefSeq and is a predicted model, not a curated record.